Messenger RNA from Macadamia integrifolia, 900 nucleotides. Its product is annotated as ABC transporter F family member 4-like. The transcript has 2 exons. The record is from RefSeq and is a predicted model, not a curated record. Gene Ontology annotation, molecular function: ATP binding; ATP hydrolysis activity. The coding region runs from base 1 to 900 and encodes 299 amino acids. Lineage: Eukaryota; Viridiplantae; Streptophyta; Magnoliopsida; Proteales; Proteaceae.
AUGAAGGAGAAGAAGAUGGGUUUCAGUUGCAGCAAGGAGGGGCAAGGAAGGGGAAAGAAUAGCUGCUGGUCAAGCAACGUCAGCGGAGGAGAGGGAGAGGGCCAGCGAGCCAAUCCGGGAGCAGGGGGAGAAGAAAAGCUCACCGGACCAGUAGUCGAUGGAGAAGGGAGCAUAGAAGAGGAGAGAACAAACAGUGGAGAUCGAUUGCAGGUCGGAGUAGUGGAUCGACGACAGAUCCAUGGUCAAUCUGACCUUGUGAACAUAGCGGAAGAGUGGGCUAACGGUUCAGGAGGUCCACGAGGUCCUAGCAGAUUAUCACUAGAACCCAAGAGACGGGAGAAGGAAGAGAAAAGGAGGCGUCAUGGGUGCAUACGUCUCCCGAGGAACAGAAAAGAAAAAGAAGAAGGAGAGAAGGAGAAGAGGCGAGUUACAGGUUCGGUUAAGAGGAACAAAAAAGGAGGAGAAGAUGAAGAAGAAGAAGAAGAAGAAGAAACCCUUGCAGCAGAGGAUGGUGGUGGUGGCAAAGCCUUGGAGCGCAUUUAUGAAUGCUUGGAAGCUUUGGAUGCAACAAUUGCAGAGAAGCGUGCUGCUGAGAUCUUGUUUGGUCUUGGAUUCGACAAAAAGAUGCAAGCUAAAAAAACUCAGGAUUUCUCAGGUGGCUGGAGAAUGAGAAUUGCUUUAGCACGGGCCUUGUUCAUGAAUCCAACAAUCCUUUUGAUUGAUGAACCCACAAACCAUCUAGAUUUAGAGGCUUGUGUUUGGUUGGAAGAGAUGUUGAAGAAUUUUGAGUGCAUAUUGGUUGUAAUAUCGCACUCACAGGACUUCCUAAAUGGUGUCUGCACAAAUAUUAUCCACAUGCAGAGCAAAAAGCUGAAGCUCUAUACUGGCAACUAUGACUAG